UUGUGUACUUUUACAUUAAGUUGUGGUGAAGUGUUUGGGUGGGUGGAGUUGUCAACUUGAACUUAAAGAAUUUAAGUUUGGUUAUAGAAUUGUAAUGAGUUUUGGAAGCAAUUGCCUGCACAGUUUCGGUUUCCUUAAAAAUCCUCAAAUUAGGCUAUAGACAUACAACUUGCCGGUCUAUUGAUUGCAAAAUGUCUGGUCUGAAUAAUAAUUGCCUCGAUUUGGUAGAAUUUAAAUGGCUAUAAGAUCUACAUAUCUCGAAGAGACCUUUGAAAUGGGCAACAGUAUCCGUCGACGUUCCCAAAACAAUGAGUAAUUAAUUGCACAUAUCCUAGAACAUGAGUUGAAGAAUCAAAUUCUGAGUUGACAACCCUACUUAAUGGGCUCACUAGAGGGUUGAAGUUGGGAGUAGAAUCAAGGCAAUGGAAGUGUUCCUCAAAAAAAUGAAGAAAGAAGGUGAAAGUUGUAAUUAGGGUCGCGUGGAUUUGUCGUUGAACUUCCAUUUCUGGCACAAAUGGAAGUCUAUUUACUUUAUUAGGCCGGGUCAUUAUUAACUGAAUAAAGUGUUCAACGAUGGAUGGAUCGCAAACUCCAUUGGACCAACGAAAAGAAAACAUCGAUGUCACUCCAGGAACGAAUGAAAAUGUGAGCACCGAUAAUACCGAUGAUAAGGAGCAAACUGUAUCUGAAGAUAGUGAAAAAGAACUCGAAAAACCGAGUUUUUCAUCAGAACCUCGUGACAAUACAUCUGCUUCAAACACUGGUGGUGAAAGCGACAUAUACGCAAAACAUGUUACGUAUAAUGAAGAGGGUGAAGCAAUUUACACAGACCCUGAAACAAAAUGUAAAUACACGUGGUCUAAUGAAAGAAAUGAAUGGGUAGCUAUGGAAUCGUCGGAAACUAAUCCUUAUGAGAACGAGCACUACCGGUGGUGUAAAGAAACGAAUCAAUGGAUUCCGAAGUUAGAAGUUAGUGCAGAAAAAUCAGCAACGGAAACAGAGUUUUACAAAUGGGAUGAAAAUAGCAAACAAUGGAUUCCUAAGACGCAAUCGGCAAAUGUAACCUAUAGUUUUGAAGAUGACGUCCAUACUUACACUGAUGCUGACGGUGUAAAAUUUUUCUGGGACACAGAGAAAAAUGCAUGGUUUCCGAAAAUUGACGAUGAUUUUAUGGCUCGCUAUCAGAUGAAUUAUGGAUUUAUAGACAACAAUUCAAAACCAACGGAAGGCUCUCAAGGCGAUGUGAUAAGUGAACGAUCGAACGCUACAACUGGUGACGAGUCAAAAGAAAAAGGACAUCCCAGCGGUGGUGCAUUGAAAAGAAAAGCGCAAGCAGAUCCGCCUAAAUGGUUUGAUAUUUCUCCGGAACAAAACACCAAAGUUUAUGUGGAUCAUUUGCCACUAGAUAUUACGGAAGAAGAAUUUGUUCAACUCAUGUCAAAGUGUGGAUUAAUUAUGCGGGAUCCAAAGACACAGAAAUAUAAAGUGAAACUGUAUGCUGAGCCUGAUGGACAACUAAAGGGCGAUGGAUUAUGCGAUUACAUUAAGGUCGAAUCCGUUGAAUUGGCACUCAAUUUGUUGGAUGGCUACGAUGUGCGCGGCCACAAGAUUUCGGUCCAGCGAGCGAAAUUCCAGAUGCGCGGCGAAUACAACCCAGCGUUGAAGCCCAAACUAAAGAAAAAGGAUAAAGAGAAGAUCCUGAAAAUGAAGGAAAGGCUUUUCGAUUGGCGACCAGAAAAAAUGAGAGGCGAACGAUCAAAACACGAACGUGUUGUUAUCAUAAAGAAUUUAUUCUCCCCUGAGCUCUUUGAUAAGGAAGUCCACCUUAUCAUUGAUUAUCAAAACGACUUACGUGAAGAAUGCGGAAAGUGCGGCACCGUCCGAAAAGUGAUCCUGUAUGAUCGUCAUCCCGAAGGUGUAGCUCAGGUAACCAUGUCAGAUCCUGAAGAAGCUGAUAGUGUGGUUCAGAUGAUGAAUGGACGUUUCUUCGGAAAACGAAAAUUAACUGCUGAAAUUUGGGAUGGAAAAACCAAAUUUAAAAUUGCUGAAACUGAUGCCGAAAUAAACCAGAGAUUGACCAACUGGGACAAGUUCCUCGAAACUGAUGAGAAGAAAGAGGAGAGUGCUUCCAGUGAGAGUAAAUCCAGCGGAGUUGAAGGCGAAACGUCGCAAGCAAAUCCAGAAUCUGCAGAUACAUCUAAUGAAAACUGAAUUUUCAUCCUCCCAUCGAACGUGGACAGCGGAAAUGUAAAGUGUAAAGUGACGAUGUUAAGUUUUUUUCUUUUUUUCCAUUUUACUCUGGUUUGCUUAUUUUGAAACAAUUGACGGUACAGCCUGGACUCGACCUUAGCUGAAAUGCAUUCCGAUUCAUCACUGAUUUUUAUUAGUUUCUACAUCCAAAAAAAUACGCAAACAGCAGCGUAAAGUGUGAAAUUUUUGUAAAGUUUUGUAAACGUAUCUUGUCCAAUAAAUGUACGAUUCCGUGGAAAGUUAA
This is a messenger RNA of Hermetia illucens (black soldier fly), 2494 nucleotides long. RefSeq names its product HIV Tat-specific factor 1 homolog (gene barc). Gene Ontology annotation, biological process: mRNA splicing, via spliceosome. Gene Ontology annotation, molecular function: RNA binding. The record is from RefSeq and is a predicted model, not a curated record. Gene Ontology annotation, cellular component: U2-type spliceosomal complex; U2 snRNP. NCBI's taxonomy places the organism in Eukaryota, Metazoa, Arthropoda, Insecta, Diptera, Stratiomyidae. Bases 574 to 2211 code for a protein of 545 amino acids. The transcript has 7 exons.